This is a messenger RNA of Heterocephalus glaber (naked mole-rat), 939 nucleotides long. RefSeq names its product olfactory receptor 8H1-like. The record is from RefSeq and is a predicted model, not a curated record. Gene Ontology annotation, molecular function: olfactory receptor activity; G protein-coupled receptor activity. Lineage: Eukaryota; Metazoa; Chordata; Mammalia; Rodentia; Bathyergidae. Gene Ontology annotation, biological process: G protein-coupled receptor signaling pathway. Gene Ontology annotation, cellular component: membrane.
AUGGGUAAAUGGAACUCCACAAGUGUUCCUGGCUUCAUUCUCAUGGGGCUGACGGACUCUGCAGAGACACAGCUGGUCCUCUCACUGCUCUUUCUCUUGAUUUACCUGAUCACAGUGCUGUGGAACACGGGGAUGAUACUGAUCAUUCGCCUGGAUCCCCAGCUUCACACCCCCAUGUACUUUUUUCUCACUCACCUGUCAUUUCUCGACCUCAGCUACUCAAGUGUCGUCACCCCUAAAACCAUAGAGAACUUACUGACUUCCACCAAGAGCAUCUCCUUCCUGGGCUGCUUCACCCAGAUGUUCUUUUUUAUUCUCUGUGGUGGUACUGAGUGUUUUCUUCUCUCAUCCAUGGCCUUUGAUCGCUAUGUAGCUAUCUGUAGCCCCCUGCACUAUCCAGUCAUUAUGUACACAGGACUGUGCCGUGCCCUAGUAACUGGAUCCUAUAUGUUUGGGUUUAUAGACUCCUCUGUCAAUGCAGUUUGUAUGAGCAGACUGCACUUCUGCAACUCUAAUGUCAUCCAUCACUUUUUCUGUGACACAUCCCCAGUUUUAGCCUUGUCUUGCAGUGGUAUAUAUGACCUUGAAAUCACAAUAUUCAUUUUUGCUGGCUCCACCCUAGUGCUGUCCCUUCUCACCAUAUCUGGAUCCUAUGUGUCCAUUCUGUCCACUAUCCUGAAAAUUAAUUCCACUGUUGGAAAGAAAAAAGCCUUCUCCACCUGUGCCUCCCAUCUCCUGGGAGUCACCGUUUUUUAUGGCACUAUGAUCUUUACCCAUUUAAAACCUAAGACAUCCUACUCCUUGGGAAGGGAUCAGGUGGCUUCUGUGUUUUACACGAUUGUGAUCCCCAUGCUGAACCCUCUCAUUUACAGUCUCAGAAACCAAGAGGUGAAAAGCGCUGUUGUUAGAGUCCUGGAGAAGAGCAAGGACUCAAGGUAG